GGACUCCUUUUUAGCAUUUCUUUGUGAGGUAUUGGAAGCUGGCGCUUUUUUUAUCGGAGGAGAACCGUUUACUAUAUAUCUCGCCCGGCCACUGCUCGGCCAUCGCCAUCAUGAAAGCUUGAUCUAAUUUUAGCUGAACGAAAAAAGUCGACGACUUGGAGGAUCCGAGCUCUUGAAUUUCUCGAGAAAUUGUUCAAUUUUGCGAUUUAGAUUACGUUAUCUUCCGCAGGAAAGUGGUUCUUUGUAUGCUGAAAGAAGAAUCUUUGUCUUGCCUUGAGUUUCUUUUCUCAAAUUUGAAUUAGUUUAGGAAGAAUCUGUGAAAGAUCCUCCAUGUUUUUUUCUUUCUGGCGCAAUUGGCUGUUAGAAAAUCAGGAAGUUUUGGGCAGGAGAGGGAAGAUAAGUUUCAAUAUAUGCUAGGUUUGUGAUUGUUUGACGAACAUGAGAUUUCUAAGCAUCAUGGGAAAUUCAUUUGGGUGUUCGGUGUCUGGAGAGAGAUUGGUGUCUGCUGCAAGAGACGGGGAUUUUCUGGAAGCAAAAGCUCUGUUGGAAUAUAAUCCUCGGCUUGCUAGGUAUUCUACCUUCGGGGUACGGAAUUCUCCCCUGCAUCAUUCUGCUGCUCAGGGUCACCAUGAGAUUGUGUCGCUGUUGCUUGAAUCUGGUGUGGAUAUUAACCUGAGGAACUUCCGGGGGCAGACUGCUUUGAUGCAAGCUUGUCAAUUUGGUCACUGGGAGGUUGUUCAAAUUUUAAUGUUUUUCAAGUCUAAUAUUCACAGAGCAGAUUAUAUCAAUGGAGGAACAGCUCUUCACUUUGCAGCUCUAAAUGGUCACAGUCGUUGCAUUCGUCUUCUCCUUGUUGAUUACGUUCCAAGCUUACCUAGCUUUUGGAACAUUAUGAGGAGGUCAAACACUGAUGAUUCCAUGGUAGAAUUUGAUGAAGGUCCCCUGCUUGAGGUAGUCAACAAAAAGGCGGAUGGAGGCAUCACUGCUCUUCAUAUGGCAGCUUUGAAUGGGCAUGUUGAGAGUGUGCAGUUACUUCUAGAUUUGGGAGCUUCUAUUUCAGAGGGCACUAUUGAAGAUGGAACAUCAAUCGACUUCUUAGGUGCAGGAAGCACACCCCUUCAUUAUGCUGCCUGUGGUGGAAAUGCAGUCUGCUGUGAAGUUCUCAUUGCCAGAGGAGCUAGCUUGACAGCUGAAAAUAUCAACGGAUGGACUCCUUUGAUGGUUGCUCGGUCAUGGAAUAGAAGUUGGCUUGAGAGUAUUCUGAGCCAACAAGGGACAUCGUUACACAUUCUUCCUUCGCCAUACUUAUCUCUACCCUUAAUGAGCAUCAUGACAAUUGCUAGAGAACAUGGAUGGAGGGGAGACAACCUGUGCCGUCCUAGUUUUGAUCCUUGUGCCGUCUGUUUGGAAAGGACAUGCACUGUGUCUGCAGAAGGUUGUAGCCAUGAGUUUUGCACUAGGUGUGCGCUUUAUCUCUGCUCGACCAAUACCACAUCUACCAUUAUUUCUGGUCCACCAGGUUCGAUACCUUGCCCUCUAUGCCGGAAUGCGAUCAUCUCAUUUUCAAGCUUGCCAUGCAGUAGCCCAAACAGCGAACCAUCAAGGAGCAGCCUAUCACUGUCCUUAUGCACGGCAUGCCCGGUUCUCAGAUCAGAAUCAGAUGCCGCAAGGGUGAUCCAGUCAUGCCGGCCUGAUUUCGGCUGCGCCGGGAUUCCCCCGCUUGGAUCUGCUUCCUUUAGAGCUCUUAGCUGCCAGAGCUUUUCAUCCAUAAGGCAGAGCCCCUCGUUCUGCAUGGGGGCUCCAGAGACUAUUCCAAGCCUUAUAAGAUGCUCGAGGUCAGGUUUGUCUCGAUCUUCUUCACAGAGAGACAGCAGUAGAAGGCUUUGGAUCUUUGCUGCCGAUUAGCAUGUGAGAUUUAAUUUUUUGGUUUUUGGCCUCAGCAAUUCUUUGUUCCUAUUCUUUUAUUUGUGUUUUAUUUGCUUGAUAUUCAUCUUUAAUUAACAUGAAAUGAUUUGAGCUAUAAAACAAUAUAAAUAAAGGCUAUGAAACCAUGUUAUACAUUUCAGAUAACGGUGCCAACAAAAUCCUUACGUGGGAAAACCACAUGAUCAUUUAUGAAAUAUAAAUCUAUUUAGCAAGUUUAUUGGUUCAGUUACAGACAACAAUACUGUUAUUUUAAAUUAUUAUAAUCAGCUCCUGAGGGAUAGACAGAGGUUAGAAAGUUGAUGAUGCGAAUAAAUAUAAACGGAACAAAAGACGGUAAUGACUAACACUUAUAAUUUAUGAAGCCUUGCAAGAUCAAGAAAAAAGCAUGAAGCUUAAGGAUGACAGAGAGAAGAGGAAUGAAAGACGACCAAGAAAAGAGCUCAAUAGGGAUAGCGUCGGUAGUGAAACACGCAUUCUCUGCUGCUAUUAUGAUGCUUCCUUUGCUUUUUGAACAACAGCAAUGUAUAAGUCAUCUGUAAUAAUAUUGAGCAGAUAAUAUGAAGAAUGGGAUCAUGUAGGACUCCUUGUGGCCAUCUCCAAGAGCAUAGGUGGAAGAAAAAAUAGCUAAGGAUCAUGUUAAGUGUUGAAGGCAUCGAGAGAGCUUAUAUA
Molecule: messenger RNA, 2595 nt
Organism: Phalaenopsis equestris
Lineage: Eukaryota; Viridiplantae; Streptophyta; Magnoliopsida; Asparagales; Orchidaceae
Product: probable E3 ubiquitin-protein ligase XBOS32
Exons: 10
Coding region: 439-1905 (488 amino acids)
Cellular component (GO): cytoplasm; nucleus
Molecular function (GO): protein binding
Source: RefSeq, a predicted model, not a curated record